Molecule: messenger RNA, 891 nt
Organism: Penaeus vannamei (Pacific white shrimp)
Lineage: Eukaryota; Metazoa; Arthropoda; Malacostraca; Decapoda; Penaeidae
Source: RefSeq, a predicted model, not a curated record
UGUCAGCUACGAGCAUUUCAUUUUUUCUGUGACUGGCUUGUCGUUUCGUAUUUUUUCCUCUCAACUUCUAUCCUGUCUCAAGCUGGGUCUUCAUAGCGAUUUUCUCAGAAGAACAGCGGUUGGCUGCCCUGUUUGUCUGUGCCACGUCCAAUCCCUGUCUACCCCUUUGCUUUGUUUUCUCCCUGCCCCUUCCCCCUUGGAGCCCCUCCCUGUUCCGGCGGCUGACUACCUGAGUGAAUAGACGGCGCUGUAGGCGGGACCCGCACGUGGCCGCUCGCGAACGAGGGAGGAAGUAUCGGAGAUUGUCGCGAGAAAGGAAGAGGAAUUAGGCAAGGUCUUUAAAGGAUAUGUGACGUGCACACUGGGCCACGCGUGUCCCGAGGAGUAUUUCGAAAGACGAGAGGUGUAAGCUUCGGCCAGUGACGAGAGAUUAGGAGGGUUCUGGCCCCGUGUCUCCCCGAAGUGCCACGCAUGUCACUGCUAAAGGUGUUACCGUGCCUGCACACGUUCUGCGAGCGGUGCCUGAUCAGCUACACGCCGCCGGAGUCCCUGACGCUCACGUGCCCCGUGUGCCGCCAGCAGUCCAUCCUGCCGAAGGACGGGGUGCCGGGGCUGCAGAGCAACACGUGGGUGAGGGGCGUGAUGGAGGCCAUGGACGGCGCCGCCACCGGGCCCUGCUCGAUCUGCCACCAGGCCAACCCCACGGCGCGGUGCCAUCAGUGCCAAGUGGCGUUCUGUGCCGGCUGUGCCCAGGCCCAUGUCCAGGAUUCUGGCAGUGAGAGUCACAGUGUGGUGAGUCUGGCAGACAGUGAAAGCGGCGUGCCAGACACUAAUGGUUUCCAUGACGACAAUACCACACUCUACUGCCCCUCUCAUCAAGAUAUUAACUAG